Molecule: messenger RNA, 1803 nt
Organism: Quercus robur (English oak)
Lineage: Eukaryota; Viridiplantae; Streptophyta; Magnoliopsida; Fagales; Fagaceae
Exons: 11
Coding region: 83-1588 (501 amino acids)
Biological process (GO): intracellular protein localization
Cellular component (GO): endomembrane system
Source: RefSeq, a predicted model, not a curated record
GCUUCAACGGCUUCUUCAAGAGCUCUUUAUAGUAGUAGAGUCGUAGACACUAGUACAGAGAGCCCACAAGAGAAAUUCGAAAAUGGUGAAAGCGGUGGUUGGAGAAGAAACCCAACUCAAAUUGAUCGAGGAUCGUCUCACCCAAUCACGACUCCCCGUUCAGGUGGGUCUGGUAAUAGGCAAGCUGAGCUCGCCACUAGACCGAGGUUUCGUCUUCGAUUUGAUCCCAACUCCACCAAACGAUGCCAGAGAGCCCGCGUGUUCGCUCGUCGAGACUACCGCUAAAGACGACAAGAAAAAGGGACCCAAAUCCAAAUCUCAGGCCUCAGCAGAUUCUUCUUCUUCUUCUUCUUCCUCUUUGUUCAUCGAUAACGACUGGGUCGCCGAACACGCUCGUCAGGUGGCUAGAAUGUUAGUUGGGGGCAUGAAAGUUAUUGGUAUCUAUAUAUGGGUUAGCGAUACUGUUUUCAAAAAUUCAACCAUAACGCUUUGUCAGCUCUUGCAGACUGUAAAGGGAGUUGCAGAAGCAGCACCCCUGCUGGAGAAUGAUCGGGAGGAAAGACUGCUCAUUCACAUUUGUUACAGUCCAAUGAGGUGGACAUGUCGAAAUUGCACAUGGACUUCAAAUAUUACAUCAAGUAGCCUGCGACCAUGUGAUUUCAAGAUGGGAAGGGUCUUAACUUCCCUUCAGACCUUCAAGUGCAACUACAAUUUUAACCUUAGAUUGCCCAUAUGUCAAGAGAGUGCAUCAAACACUCAAACAUUGAGUGAUGUUCUUCGUCAGGGAAUUUCUCAUCAUGCUAAAGAACUAAAAGAUGCAAGGGCAGUUAUUGAUGGUAAUUUGGUUGUAAGUGACGAACCAAGCACAUCAGAUGGUGUGCAUGAAGUUGAAUUGCUUCUACCAUUCAUGAAAGAUACAUAUGCAGAAGCAUGCAGCCGAAAAGAUGUUCUUGGUGUUCUUCUUUUGAAGGGAUCUGUCUGUUCUUUUGCAUACUUGAAUUCAAAAGAAUCAAUUUCACAAGCUGUGGCCGAUAUAAAGAGGGAUAUCAUCAGUAGUCUGCAAAGUAGAUUAGAUAUCAUCUGUGAUGAGGCAUAUGGAGAUAUAAGUCAGACAGAAGAUGUUAGUCAGGAAGCAAGUGAUGGGAUAUCGACUGAUAAACCUGUUUCCCAACUCGUCCUGCAAUUAUUAAGAAAAGAAUGCAGUCUGUCAUUUCCUCGAAGAGUAUUUGUUCCGUGGUUGGCAGGAACAUACAUAUGUGACUAUCUACAGCCAUCUGAGACUCUCGAGGUUCUAAGAGAUCACUGUGUUGAGUUGAUGUCCAUGGAAGCUCCAAGUGAUUCCUCAACAAUCUUGGAACCGGAAAAAGAAGCCCCAUCGCUUGUCACCAAGCCCUUCUGGGAUAUGGCAAUCCCCUUCAAUUCAGCAUCUUGCUCUCCCUUGGAAAAAAAAGGAAUUGACACAAGAGAGGAAGGUGGGAAAAAAUCUACCAGGGCUAACAAUCUCAACAUCGUGGGUGCUAUUCUCUUCCUGCUUCUCUCUAUCGUAGUGGGGUUUUUGCUCUAUGUUGUUAGGGGAUCAAAAACAUAGUUGUUCAUCAAGUGAAGCCUCGGUUUCAAUAUCAAAUGGUGUUGGUUUUUGCAGUCCUACAAAUCAAUUAGAUUUUUUCCCUCCAUUAAUUAUUUUACCUGUGUGGGAUCAAUUUUGAGUGUUAUUUGUACCUAUAAAUUUUUUUUUUGGGUUUUAUUUGUAAAGCAAUUGGAAAAAGUGGAGUGGAAAGCGUUGAUUCAUUUGACUUCUGAUCA